Molecule: messenger RNA, 766 nt
Organism: Aspergillus alliaceus
Lineage: Eukaryota; Fungi; Ascomycota; Eurotiomycetes; Eurotiales; Aspergillaceae
Exons: 1
Coding region: 207-422 (71 amino acids)
Source: RefSeq, a predicted model, not a curated record
ACCUCCUGCCACUUCUGGAACAAUAUUAUUCCAUUCCGUAAGUGGCGGACCCACUCUUAGAAGUCGGCCUCAACUAUGUCCUGGUUAACAACUUAACGAACUAACAUGUGAUUAGCUUUAUGCCCUAUGACAUGAUACAUCCGCCAGUGUUGAGUCUGCAAUUAGGAUUUCGGGAUGGGAUGGGAUUUUAGGAUGGGAAAUGGGAAAUGGGAAAUGGGACUCCUGUCCCUAAAUUUGUGUUAGAAUGGGAAUCCCGUCCCAUCGUGUCCCAACGGUCAGCCUAUCUGCAAUUGGUAUUAACAUUGUUUACAAAUCCUAAUAUAAGAUUCAUUUGUAUGAAGCUGAAAACGGCCGUUUGUGUUAUAACAAUCCUCAUGUAUUCUACUUUUACACAAUGUACCCUUGGCGUAUUGAUUUCAUGACUUUCUCUAUAUAUAUAAUGAGACUAUAGGCCCUAGCCUAACGAACAGGAAAGUCUCCAGCCUCAACCAUCCUCUCUAUCUCGGUCUUCUGAUACAGUACUAAUACUAUCCUUACUAGCCAGAAAAAGAGAGGUCCUGCCGGAACAGCUCAUAAUAGACCUGUUACCAACAUAACAAUCCGGACUCCCACAUCAUUACACCGCCUUGUACAAUGAGGGCCAAAGAACACCUCGAUUCCUCGAACAAGCCAUUGGAGCCAUAGUUGCAUUACAAUGACCCUGUGAGUGCUUUUUGUAAAAGUUAAAAGAUAAAAAAACAUUAAUUGGAAGUUCAAUGAAUAAAAA